Molecule: messenger RNA, 1606 nt
Organism: Cuscuta campestris
Lineage: Eukaryota; Viridiplantae; Streptophyta; Magnoliopsida; Solanales; Convolvulaceae
Source: the annotation of a GenBank genome assembly
GUUUUCUGGACAUUGGAUAAAAAGUUUGCAAAAUUUACAAAAAAAAAAUAAUAAAAAAUACAGGUGUAUACCAUAUAAUUUGCCUGACGCUUCCUGAGAUAGUGAGAUUCCUUCCAAACAAUGGCGGAGGAGGACGAUCUUGGCUCGGACGCAUCAGACUCGUCUCCGGACUCCGGAUCUGAUCAGGAUUUCUUCAAAAGAGAUCGUCAUCUCUGCUACUUACAGAUGAUGCUUGGGGUAUUGCCCACGUACUACCAGGUUGAGGAUAUCAACCGCAUAACUCUUGCCUACUUCGCAGUCUCCGGUCUCGGUGUCCUAGGCGGCCUUCAUCUUGUGGACAAAGAGAUGGUGAUUAACUGGGUUCUAUCUUUACAAGCUCAUGUCAAGGAUGAGACUGAACUGGAAAGUGGACAGUUUUAUGGAUUUCAUGGCUCUAAAAGCUCUCAAUUUGACUCUAGUAAUAGCGAGGGUCCUAUCCUUAACGGUAGUCAUUUGGCAAGCACAUACUGUGCUCUUGCUAUAUUGAGGACUGUGGGAUAUGAUUUAUCUCUCAUUGACUCCACACCAAUCUUAAAAUCAAUGAGAUCUCUUCAGCAGCCUGAUGGAAGUUUUAUGCCUAUCCAUAUUGGGGCAGAGAGAGAUCUAAGAUUUGUAUACUGUGCUGCUGCCAUCUGCUCCAUAUUGGAAAAUUGGGAUGGAAUGGAUAGGGAGAAAGCCAAAGAGUACAUAUCUUAUUGCCAGUCGUAUGAUGGUGGAUUUGGUUUAGUUCCCGGUUCAGAAUCUCAUGGUGGGGCCACUUUUUGUGCUAUUGCGUCUCUCCGGCUAAUGGGAUUUAUUGAAGAUGAUUUAUUCACAAAGAAUGCAACACCAAACUUUAUCGAUGUCCCCUUACUUCUUGAGUGGACCUUACUGAGGCAGGGAAGAGAUGGAGGAUUCCAUGGAAGACUGAACAAACCCAGUGAUACAUGCUAUGCUUUUUGGGUUGGAGGGGUCCUGAAGAUCUUAGGAGCACAAAAGCUAAUUCACAAGAAGAGUUUACGCAAGUUCCUUUUAACCUGUCAAACAGAGUACGGUGGGUUCGGUAAAACUCCAGAAAUGCUACCAGACCUUUACCAUUCCUUCUAUGGAUUAUGUGCCUUUAGUUUGCUAGAAGAGACCGGGCUUCCUUCAAUCUGCGUUGAACUGGGAAUAACUAACCGAUAGCGCACAUUGUUUCCUGAUUUUGGUCCAACCAAUCCUCUGUUUCUUCUACUAAGCGUUCUUCCUCUCCAGCCAGAAGAUGAGAUCAUGUUGCUUCAUCGGCCUAGCGAAUAGGAGUUGACAGAGAUGCCAACUGAUUGAACUCUUCUACGGGCUCCUUUAUUUCUCUUAUCAAACGUGCCGUACUACACAACCCGUUUAUUCGGCUAUCAGAUCUUCAAGUGUUGUUGUUGACAAGUCCUACUAUCAACUUGCAUUGUGUGUUAAAGUGUAGUGUCCUUUAAUUUUGAUAUACGCUAUAACACUCUGUUUGGUUUUAGCUUCAACGUUAAGCUUUAACCUUGUGAAAAUUUUAUCCAACUGUGGCUUUUAGCUUUAAUAUUUUCAAAGUUAAUCUGUGACGUUA